Molecule: messenger RNA, 1410 nt
Organism: Helobdella robusta
Lineage: Eukaryota; Metazoa; Annelida; Clitellata; Rhynchobdellida; Glossiphoniidae
Exons: 10
Coding region: 1-1410 (469 amino acids)
Biological process (GO): biosynthetic process; cytoplasmic translational initiation
Cellular component (GO): eukaryotic translation initiation factor 2B complex; guanyl-nucleotide exchange factor complex
Molecular function (GO): translation initiation factor activity; guanyl-nucleotide exchange factor activity
Source: RefSeq, a predicted model, not a curated record
AUGGCAGCUAUAACAACAUCUAAGGUUGAAUACCUACCUAUCAUAAUGGCAGGUGGAAAGGGCAGUCAACUAAUUCAGAUGACGUCAGACAUCCCUAAAUCAUUGUUGCCCAUUGCUAACAAGCCUAUGAUCUAUUAUCCAAUUAAAUGGCUUGAAACCAGUGGCUUUGAAGAGGUGAAGAUAGUAACAACGAAACUGAUCCUAACUAAGCUGCAAGACGGACUGAAGGAUUAUUUCUUAGAAGGUAAAGGAAUAAAGUUAGAUUAUGUUGUCCUGCCAGAUCAUGAUGAGAGUGAAGACCUUGGGACAGUAGAUGCUAUCAAGUUCAUGCUCCAAGACAUUAAGAUGGAUGUCAUAGUUGUGUCGUGUGAUUUCAUUUGUGAUGAAAAUUUCUGUCUAAGGAGACUCGAUCAAGUCCACAAAUCAAAAAAUGCAUCAAUAUCGAUGCUACUCAGCUCUCCUCCUAACCUAACUGACGUUCCUGUCCCGGUGCCUGAAUCUAACAGGAGUGUAGAUAGAGAUUUUGUCGGUUUCGACAAAACGAACAGGAUUGUUUUCUUGUCACCAGAGUCUUACUUGGAAGAUAAAAUUGAAUUAAGAAUGACUAAACUGAGAGCGGUUCCUCAUAUAGAAUUGCGUUCGAAUCUAGUUGACUGUCACCUUUACAUUAUAUCCAGGCCCUUUCUGAAUCUCGUUGACUUUGUUAAAUCUUUCUCUCUGAGUUCAGACUUCAUACCUUGGCUGGCCGGCCAAUCAGUUGAGGCUUCAAGUUCUGUGCUCAAAUUUUUUGACCAAUCAAAAAGCCCGGAAUCUGAGUUUGAAGAGGAAAUAAAUGAUCUGGAUAGAUUGAUAGCUGAGCAAAACUAUAAAUACCUAACCAGUAACAGUAAUAAUCUCAAUAAUAAUAAUAAUAAUAACAACAACAAUAGUAAUAAUAAAUCCUCAGCUAAUAUAAACGUCUACGCCUUAAUACAUGAUUCAGGUUUCGGUAGUAAUAAUAAUAAUAAGGAAAAUAAAAAUAUAAAGGAAAAUAGUAAUGCUAAUAAGGAUGUUGUCGUCGGUGACAGUUUUUGUAUGAGGGCUAACACGUUGGCCACAUAUUGCAAGGCAAAUCAAAUUAGAGGUACAAGUUUAAUAGGCCAAGGAACUAAAGUAGGCAAUGAAACAAGACAAGGCACCGAAACGAAGCAAGGUAUUGAUUCCAAACCGGCUAACGAGACGAAACCGGGUCAGAGGUCACACGUGAGGAACUCCACGAUGAGUAACAGCUUGAUAUGCUCUGACGCCAAGAUUGCUGAUGAAGUAGUCAUGAAGAAUUCUUUCGUUGGACACAGUCAGUCCGUACCGCAAGGCACCUAUACCAGUGAAGAGAUAUGCAAAGAGGAACACGAUGAAGAAGACAUUCUCUAA